Chrysoperla carnea is the source of this 789-nucleotide messenger RNA. RefSeq names its product mitochondrial import inner membrane translocase subunit Tim29. The transcript has a single exon. The record is from RefSeq and is a predicted model, not a curated record. The coding region runs from base 202 to 789 and encodes 195 amino acids. Gene Ontology annotation, biological process: protein insertion into mitochondrial inner membrane. NCBI's taxonomy places the organism in Eukaryota, Metazoa, Arthropoda, Insecta, Neuroptera, Chrysopidae. Gene Ontology annotation, cellular component: TIM22 mitochondrial import inner membrane insertion complex.
UCGAUAUCUAAAAAUGCCAAAAAGUAUGAUUUGAUUUGGAUUUUUCUGAAACAAUUUGGUUUUGGAAACAAAAACUUUAAAGAAAUAACGAUUACUAAUAAUGGAUUUUGGGCACCAAAAAUACUAUAAAUCUUAAAAACAAAUUUGAUUUCAAUGCGAAAAUUAAUUUGAUAGUGUUCGUUUAUAACCUCAAAUUUGAUAAUGUUGCGAAAAAUUUCAUUGAGGAACGUGGGUAACAUCAGUAGAAUAAGAUUUAUGACAACAGAAGUGUCUGCUCCAAAACCAAAAGAGGAAGUGAAACAAACAUUUAAAGGGCGAUUAAUAAAAUAUUGGACAAAUUUGUACACAGAUUAUACUGAAGUGGCUAAAGAUGUAAUCAAAGAGGCAAGAGAACGACCAUUACGGGCUGUGGGCAUUCUUUGGAGUUUAGGUUUUAUUUACAUAACAGCUUCGAUAAAUCCAGAUGAAAAACAUUAUAUUGAAAAAAUGCGGCAAUACAAUAAUGAUCUUAUCCUGGUGUCAGAGAAAUUGCAAAAUCCAGAAUCAGUAACUCAUUUAAAGUCUAUCGAAAAUAGUAUAAAUAGUGGUGUACUAAGACGAUUGAAUUUGGGAGUGUGUUCCAUAAUGUGGCUUGAUGAUUAUGAUCGCGAUUGUAAAUUAUAUAAAUGUACUUGUAAAUAUUUGCGACCACACUUUAGCACAUUCUAUAAUCGAAUUAUUGAUGUUGGAUUUUGUAACAAAUGGUUCGUUUUAGAUAAAAAAAUGAUAGAUUAUGAUAUAAAUUAUUGA